UCAGAAUGAACCAGUGUAAAGUCAUGAAGGACGGCUAUCUGGAGAAGAGGAGUAAUGGAGUUCUGCAGCUGUGGAAGAAGAAGCGGUGCGUUCUGUCAGAGGACGGGCUCCGUCUGUACGACUGUAAAGGCGAGAGCGGUAAAGAGAUGCUCUUCGAGCAGAUGACCACGCUGGACUGCGUGGAGUAUAAACGGGGUCUGGUGUACUUCACCAUCGUGAUGAACGGCGGGAAGGAGAUUGACUUCAGGUGCCAGCAGGAGGGAACGGCGUGGAACGCGGAGAUCGCGCUCGCGCUGGUGCGCUUCAAAAACCGCGUCGCCGUUCAGACCGGCAGGAACAGACAUUUGUCACAUGCGGGCAGCUGCGGGGAGGGAGACGUCGAGCUUUGAGGAUUUAUCAACCUAGACACAGGAUUGGAUCCAAGAGAGAGAAACUGUGGACAAGAAAGUGAAGGCAGGAGCCCAAUGUUAAGAAAACACCUGAUGAAAAACGCAGAGAACUUUAAAACUCACAUAUAUCUUUUCUUUUGUGCUUCCACCGUUUUUCAAAGUGACACCUCUUGGCGUGCUCACAGACACAGCGGAUGGAUUUGUACAUGUGGGUGUUAGGCCAUGGAUGUUUUGUACACAGUGGAGUUUUUCCAAGCACUUUUAGUUCAGAAGUCAACAGCAACAGAGACCCAAUGGAUUGCUCUUCAC
Sinocyclocheilus rhinocerous is the source of this 698-nucleotide messenger RNA. RefSeq names its product pleckstrin homology-like domain family A member 3. Gene Ontology annotation, molecular function: phosphatidylinositol phosphate binding. NCBI's taxonomy places the organism in Eukaryota, Metazoa, Chordata, Actinopteri, Cypriniformes, Cyprinidae. Bases 6 to 389 code for a protein of 127 amino acids. The record is from RefSeq and is a predicted model, not a curated record. Gene Ontology annotation, biological process: positive regulation of apoptotic process. The transcript has 2 exons.